AUGGCCGACGGACUUCAAAUGGGCAACUUGUCCAUCAACGACUCCCAGCACGCCCCCCAGGGUGGACCCCCUGGUCGUGCUGCUUAUAUCCCUCCUCACCUUCGUGGCCGCCCCAACAUGGAUGGUGCCGCUCCUCCUCCUGGCCCUGGUGCCGGUGCUCCUCGCGGCGGUCCUCGCGGCAACUGGGCUAAUGCUAACGCUCCUGACUUCAGCCCUCGUCCCGCCAACGGAAGUGCAGGUGGCAGCGGUGGUAGCGGUGGUAGCUACGCCGGUGGCUCUGCCCGCGGUUCGGGAGAUGGCCAGUGGCGCGACGGCAAGCACGUCGCUGGUCCCGCCAACGCUCGUGUCGAGCGCGAACUUUUCGGUGUCCCCAACGACCCUACCAAGCAGCAAACCGGUAUCAACUUCUCCAACUACGACGAUAUCCCCGUUGAGGCUUCCGGUCAAGAUGUUCCCGAGCCCGUUAACUCUUUCACCAACCCCCCUCUCGAUGACCACCUGAUCACCAACAUCAAGCUCGCCAGCUAUGUUGUCCCUACUCCCGUCCAGAAGUACUCGAUCCCCAUUGUCAUGGGCGGUCGCGAUCUGAUGGCUUGCGCCCAGACCGGUUCCGGAAAGACCGGUGGUUUCCUUUUCCCCAUUCUCUCCCAGGCUUUCCAGACCGGUCCCUCUGCUGCCCCCCAACAGGCUUCUGGCCAGUUCAGCUACGGCCGUCAGCGCAAGGCCUACCCUACCUCUCCUCAUCCUCGCUCCCACUCCUACCGUUCGUGGGUCCGCCCUUGUGUCGUCUACGGUGGUGCCGACAUUGGCUCCCAGCUGCGCCAGAUUGAGCGUGGUUGCGAUCUGCUCGUUGCCACCCCCGGUCGUCUGGUCGAUCUGAUUGAGCGUGGCCGUAUCUCCCUUGUUAACAUCAAGUAUUUGGUUCUUGAUGAGGCUGAUCGCAUGCUGGACAUGGGUUUCGAGCCCCAAAUUCGCCGCAUUGUCGAGGGUGAGGAUAUGCCUCGCGUUGAGGACCGCCAGACUCUCAUGUUCUCCGCCACCUUCCCCCGUGAUAUCCAGAUGCUGGCCCGUGACUUCUUGAAGGACUACAUUUUCUUGUCAGUUGGUCGUGUCGGUUCUACCUCCGAGAACAUUACCCAGAAGGUUGAGUACGUCGAGGAUCAUGAUAAGCGCUCCGUUCUGCUGGAUAUCCUCCACACUCACGGCACGACUGGCCUGACCCUGAUCUUCGUCGAGACCAAGCGCAUGGCCGACUCCCUCUCCGACUUCCUGAUCAACCAGCGCUUCCCCGCCACUGCCAUUCACGGUGACCGCACCCAGCGUGAACGUGAGCGUGCUCUGGAGUUCUUCCGUAACGGUCGCUGCCCCAUCCUGGUCGCCACUGCCGUUGCUGCUCGUGGUCUCGAUAUUCCUAACGUUACUCACGUCAUUAACUACGACCUGCCCACUGACAUCGAUGACUACGUUCACCGUAUUGGUCGUACCGGUCGUGCUGGUAACACUGGUAUUGCCACCGCUUUCUUCAACCGUGGCAACCGUGGUGUCGUUCGCGACCUUCUUGAUCUCCUCAAGGAAGCUCACCAGGAGGUUCCCUCCUUCCUUGAGAGCAUUGCUCGUGAGGGCAGCAGCUAUGGCGGCCGUGGCGGUCGUGGCGGUCGUGGCCGUGGCGGUUCCACUGCCACCCGCGAUGUUCGUCGCCUGCCUCCCUCCGCUGGCGGCUUCGGCGGUGGCUUCAGCUCUACCCCCUCUUACGGUGGCAGCGGUGGUAGCUACGGCGGCGGUGCCCCAUCUUACAGUGGUGGCGGCGGUGGUGGUUAUGGCGGCGGCUACGGCGGCGGCGGCAGCGGCGGCGGCGGCAGCUACGGCAACCCCUCUGGCGCUGGUGGUCCCUCUUCCUGGUGGUAA
Messenger RNA from Penicillium cosmopolitanum, 1905 nucleotides. Its product is annotated as DEAD/DEAH box helicase. Bases 1 to 1905 code for a protein of 634 amino acids. Lineage: Eukaryota; Fungi; Ascomycota; Eurotiomycetes; Eurotiales; Aspergillaceae. Gene Ontology annotation, molecular function: RNA helicase activity; ATP binding; RNA binding. The record is from RefSeq and is a predicted model, not a curated record. Gene Ontology annotation, cellular component: nucleus. The transcript is spliced from 4 exons.